GGGAAGGGGACUACUUCCUACUGCAGCACAACAUGGCCGUGGUUUGAUUGCGUUGUAGUACACAUUGAGUUUCAAUUACGAUAUACAAAGUUUAGACGGUAAAAGCAGAUCGCCUUAGUCCUGAGAAAAUGUACAGACCGGGUUUCAGACAUCCACCUCCUCCAGGAAACGGAGGCAUGGAUCAAAGACCUACGGGGUUUCGUGGAUCCCCGACAGGGCCUGGAUUUGGAGGAGGUGGACAGGCGGGCUUGCUGCCUCCUCCUACCCGGGGAUUUUUAAACGCCACGUCUCCGCCUUAUGGCCAGAGACCAUGGCAAUACUCUGGCAAAUCUCCCCAUACUCCUCCGAAGAAUUUUUACGGCAAUAACAACAACGGUAGUGGCGGUAUGGGGAGCUAUAACAGCCCGUCCACGGGUCAGACCGCACAGAGGCCAAGCCCUAGGUACUCGACUCCGUAUGCAAAGUCCCCGGGAGGUCACAACGAUUACCACCACUACCAGAAGUACAGCCCUGGACAACAGAGAGGCUAUCGGCAGGGUUCACCCAGGACAUCUACACCGUUUGGUUCUGCGCAUGGCAGAGAGAAAAGAGUGUCUAAUGAUGUGGAAAACUAUUACAGACCUUCAAUGCUUGAGGACCCAUGGGCUAGCCUAGAGCCAGUUACUGUUACAGACACUAACCAGAAGUACAACAGAGAGCAAACAACAAACACUGGUAAAAGAGGGAGGUAUUUCAGUUAAAAACCAGAUCCAUAGACCCCCUUUUUUAUUACAGCAACGCAGAUUCAGAAGCAGGAUCACAUCCUUUUUUUUAGGGAUAUAUCUGGACAAAGUACUGUUUACAGGAACAUGAAAAUGGGUUUUAGUUAAACAUGUUUUGUAAUACAGUAUUAUUUUAUGAGACUAUUAUUAUUAUUUUUUUUUUACUGCACUGGGUAUUUCCAAAGGGGAGAGGUGGAUGGUGUUGGGAGUUUUCUUAGUACUCUGGGGAUCUGGAAGUGCUUCCCUGCCCUGAAGAAAUUAAUAAUCGGUGUUCUUUAAUCACCAGCAAACAGUUAGCAACUGGUAAAACAGCAUCUCACUAUUUACCUCUUUGAAUACCGACAGGCAGCUUGAAUGCCUGAUUUUUACUGAGAUACCAUGGAAAUGGUAUUUUUUUUUUAUUUUAUCACAAUGUUUUUAGACUGACUUUACAGUGGAAUUAUAAUGGAAGUUUGUACACACUUGAUUGUUUUCCAAAAUUGUACAUAACAUAAAAAAAUAAUUUGUAGCUAACAUUUGUCAUCUGUAGUUUGUCAUAAGUAGUGUAUAUAUGGGUAUAUACUGUAUUCAAGAUGAAUCAUGUGUUAGAGUGCUAUUAUUUUCCUUUGGUUUGUACAAGAAAUGAAUUAUGUGUUAGAAGACCGGAAGAGUACCAAACGUUAAAAGCAUUUUUAACCAUCUCAGGAAAUGUUUUCCAUUGUGUAAAUUAAAUAAAUAAACUGUUGACAGGUUUUAUAUAGAAAUGAAACCUAAACAUUUCUGUUAAAUCUCCAGUUCUGGAACAUUUUUCACUGAACAAUAUCAAAAUAACCACAAUGUUGUAGGAUGUCUACAUAUAUUUUGUUAUGUAUUUACUUAGUCUGAUUAUAACCCAAAUACAGCUAAUUUAAACUGCUGUAAAAUAAAAUAAAUCUUUGUUUAACAGUUCUUUUAGACUACUUUCAGUCAAGGCAAAUAAAUGUCAACAUAUUUCUGUAAUUUAAACUGGGAUGGUAUUUUGUUUUUUAAAUCCCUUUCAUUAAUGUUUGAUUAAUACACCAUCUCAGCUUUUGAAAGCUGAGUGUUUUUUUGUUUAUAUUUAAAUAAAAUAACAUAAAGGUGAACAUGAGUAAUU
Molecule: messenger RNA, 1875 nt
Organism: Polyodon spathula (Mississippi paddlefish)
Lineage: Eukaryota; Metazoa; Chordata; Actinopteri; Acipenseriformes; Polyodontidae
Product: M-phase-specific PLK1-interacting protein-like
Exons: 2
Coding region: 129-740 (203 amino acids)
Cellular component (GO): midbody; nucleus; centrosome
Source: RefSeq, a predicted model, not a curated record